This is a messenger RNA of Ostertagia ostertagi, 1161 nucleotides long. Lineage: Eukaryota; Metazoa; Nematoda; Chromadorea; Rhabditida; Trichostrongylidae. The record is from the annotation of a GenBank genome assembly.
AUGUCGACGAUCGACAGGCAGGUAAGCAGUGCUUUCACAGAGCCUGAGGACGGUUUUGCUGACGAUGAUCUCCUUGCUGCUGAUGAUUUAAGCGUAGAUCUAAGUGGUGUUCCACCGUCGCGGUCGUUUCUGGAGAGACUAGACUAUGAGUCCGAAUUAGGGACAGUCGAUCCAUUCGAAGAAGAUUUCUCUACUAUAGCCAGAUAUGAGAUCGUAGAGGUGAUUGCGGAUGGUGACAGGGUUGGAAGGCCGAUCAUCGUUAUUUAUGCUUAUCGCCUCCCUCCUAGCAAAUCCAUAGAUCAUGCCCAGUUGCUUCGAUAUUUACAAUCAAUCCUUGACAAAGUGGUUGACUUGGAUUAUACUAUAGUUUACUUCCAUUAUGGUCUAAGAAGUCACAAUAAACCUCCCAUCAAAUGGUUAUUCCAAGCGUAUAAAGUGCUUGAUCGAAGAUUCAAAAAGAACCUAAAAGCAUUAUAUGUGGUACAUCCGACCCGGUUCAUCCGAAUUCUUUGGGGAUUAUUUCGACCAUUUAUUUCAUCCAAAUUUGAGGACAAGUUCCACUAUGUGACUUGCAUAAAGGAGCUGGAAGAGGCUCUUUCGGUAGCCAGACUGAAUUUGCCUCAACCAAUCCGAACACAUGAUGAGCAGCUGCAGAUAGGCUCUGGACAGGCUUCCGUAUUGUCGCACAACCCCGACCACGAUGUGCCACCCAUUGUUACCGAAUUGAUCGAAUUUCUCACAAAACACGCUCUAGAUGUCGAGGGCAUCUUUAGAAAAAGCGCCAAUGUCGGCAGUAUCCGCAGAUUGCAAGAACGGAUCAACAGAGGCGAGCGUAUUGAUUUCGAAAACGAUCCUGAAUAUGUUGAUAACCAUUACGUCGCCUGUAUUGCAUGUCAUCGUUUUGCUGAAGACUUUCCUACGAUCGUUGGCGAGCCAGUUACGACCAAUGCCCUCUACCCACGUCUGGCUGCUCUCGCAGGUAGAAUGUUUAAGGUGGCAGCUAAUCACAAAGUGAAUUUAAUGACCGCAAAUAAUCUCAGCGUUGUGUUUGGACCAAAUCUCACGUGGCCUACUGAUCAGCAGGUGCCUAUCGCCCAGCUGAACAAUUUGAACAAUUUCUGCUACAGGCUCAUCGUUGAUUAUGACCAGAUUUUCAAGUAA